Salvia splendens (bonfire salvia) is the source of this 816-nucleotide messenger RNA. RefSeq names its product succinate dehydrogenase subunit 4, mitochondrial. Bases 137 to 574 code for a protein of 145 amino acids. Lineage: Eukaryota; Viridiplantae; Streptophyta; Magnoliopsida; Lamiales; Lamiaceae. Gene Ontology annotation, biological process: mitochondrial electron transport, succinate to ubiquinone; tricarboxylic acid cycle. The record is from RefSeq and is a predicted model, not a curated record. The transcript is spliced from 3 exons. Gene Ontology annotation, cellular component: mitochondrial inner membrane; respiratory chain complex II (succinate dehydrogenase).
CUGGGCUAUUGCUGGGCUAUUCCUAUUGUGGAUGGCCUUAGAGAGAGUGGAUUGAUUUGAACUAUUAAUCGACUUCGUAGAACGAACCCUAAUCAGUGGAUCUAAUAAUCCGAUUGCAGAUUUUUGAGCGAGUGCGAUGGCAACUUCUAAAAGCGCAUCAGCGGCAAUUCGCCUUAGCAGAUCGGCGGCGUCAGCCUUCCGGGCGUCCAGCGCCGGCCGACAGGUUCCCCACACUCCAUCUGCCGCCGGCCAAUUGACUCGCUCAGAUCUCGCUGCUGCUAUCGGGCGCCCCCGUGCCCUAAUGUUCCCCAGUGGCAGCAACAUCUCUUCUUCUACUCUGUUCUCUGCCUCAUGCCUCAACCGCGUGUCAUCCCGCCCCUACUCCUCCUCCUCUGCCCAGAUCCCAGGAACUAGAGCUAUUCGGUCCGUACUCUGGCAUAUAAAUGACGGCAUGGAAGAGGUUCUGGCAGAUUAUGUUCACCAUGAAAUGACUCGAACUUGGAUCUCGAUCUGUUUGAGACUGUUCGUUAUAAUCAUGACUAAGGACGUUGUCGUUGCUGUUGCUGAUCUCUAAAAGUGGAGCUGUCUACAUGGAAAUGUGCUAACAAGAUGGCACAAUAUUCCCGGUCUUUAGGAAGAAAGGAAAUUAAUAAAGUGAACCUGUGCUCUGCUGAAGACCGAUCUCUGUCUCGAAAUGUAUGAAUUGUUAUUAAGAUGCAGAUUAGCUACUGCUAGGAAAUAAAAAUGAUCAUACAAAGCAUGUAUGAAGUUAUAUUGUGAUUACUAUUUUAUACAGUUGCUGCAUUUGGCUCGCAA